Molecule: messenger RNA, 2498 nt
Organism: Perca flavescens (yellow perch)
Lineage: Eukaryota; Metazoa; Chordata; Actinopteri; Perciformes; Percidae
Product: zinc finger protein 1 homolog
Exons: 4
Coding region: 459-1946 (495 amino acids)
Biological process (GO): regulation of transcription by RNA polymerase II
Molecular function (GO): RNA polymerase II cis-regulatory region sequence-specific DNA binding; DNA-binding transcription factor activity, RNA polymerase II-specific
Source: RefSeq, a predicted model, not a curated record
GCUAGCCCUGCUAGCUAGCUAGACAUGGCAUCUUGCCCUGUCUUUGUAUGCCACUAAAGCGCGUUUAAAUACAUGUUCCUCCCCUGUCAUGCGGCGUUUUCACCCCGAGAGGAAGAAAAGCCGACACGGAGGGCUUCCCGCUGAUAAAAGCGGAUGACGCGCUGUUAUUUUGGGUGAAAUCACCGCCAGAUUCUUUCAGUCGGUUUGGUGCGGAGGCUGCGUGGCGAGUUGAAAAGGCUACCUGAGUGUUUGAAGAGACAGGCUGGUCCCAGUCAGGCGUGGGUGGUGAAAUCAUAGAGGCGACGCGCUCAGGGACACGCCCCCCCCAACCGCCAAGCCCUGCCCCCCCUUAGGGCCGCUGGAUUCUACAGACAGUCGGGGGGAAGACGGGAAGGAGUUUUCAACCAGCGAGUUGAAGCAACGCGAAGCGAGGAGGCUUGGCUCCGCCCCCUUUUAGCAUGACAGACUUGGAGGCCGAGUGCUUGAGGCUGGAGUGCGGCUCGCCGCCGGAGCUGGCGGAGCCGCUGGCGAUGCUGGCGUGCGUGAAGAGCGAGCCGGAGGACGGCGAGCUGGAGCCCAUCGGCACGGUGGACCUGUCGGAGAUCCAGCCGCUGGCCACCGCCGAGCUGGGCCGCGACAUGAUCAAGAUGGAGAUCAGCGGCCUCGACUACAUCAAGUCGGAGCGCCACGGCCACCACGGUGACCCCCACCUGGGCCACUUCCACCACGGCGACACCGCCGAGCUGGACUACAAGUCGCAGUACGAGCCCAGCUCCGUGUUCGACUACAUCUCCCAACUGUCUGGGUUUCAGGUGACGGACACUCUGGAGUACAUCAAGUCGGACCACCACAUGGACUUGCAGUGUUACUACGCCACCGAGCUGAGCGCGCUCAAGUGCGAGUACUCCGACGCCAACGCUAUGUCGGCGCCCAACGGCCUGGAGUCGAUCCACAUGGCCGAGCUGCGCACCGAGCUCAACAAGCUGCGUCCCGACGCCCUGCUGAUGGACCCCGGCGUCGCCAAACUGGAGCCCGAGUUCGGAGCCGCGGCACUGUACGAGCUGCAGCCGGCCGUGGACGGCAAGACGCCGGCGGAGGGAGGAAGCGAAGGAGGAGGCAGCGUGCUCACGGUGAAGACGCAGAGCCCGACGGUGAGGAAGCCUCGCAACAUGCAGGGCGAGAAGCCGUUCUCGUGCACGCAGUGCGGCAAGAACUUCAGCACGCUGGGGAACCUGAAAACGCACCAGCGCAUCCACACGGGCGAGCGGCCCUACAGCUGCUCGCAGUGCGGCAAGAGCUUCGGCCAGGCGGGCAACCUGAAGCGCCACCAGCUAAUCCACACGGGCCAGAAGCCGUACGUGUGCGCCCACUGCCCCAAGGGCUUCACCAAGGCCGACGACCUGCGCUCGCACCAGCGGCUGCACACCGGCGAGCGCCCGUUCAUCUGCGCCGCCUGCGGGAAGAGCUUCGGCCAGUCGAAGGAGCUGAAGGCGCACCAGCUGAGCCACACGGGCGAGCGGCCCUACUGCUGCCCGCACUGCGGCAAGAGCUUCACCAAGGAGGCGAGCUACCGCAACCACGUGCAGAUCCACACGGGCGAGAAGCCCUUCACCUGCUCGCAGUGCGGGAAGACUUUCAGCAACUCGGGCGUGCUGAAAACCCACGAGAAGAUCCACUCGGGCGAGCGGCCGUUCGGCUGCACGCAGUGCGGGAAGAGCUUCGGCCGCCUCGGACACCUGAAGGCGCACCAGCAGAUUCACACGGGCGAGCGGCCGUACGCCUGCCCGCACUGCGCCAAGACUUUCAGCCAGUCGGGCCACCUCAAAGCACACGAGCAGAUUCACAAGCGGGAGCGGGCGGACUCGGCGAGCGGCAGCGGCGGCGGCAGCAGCAGCAGCAGCAGCAGCAGCAGCGCCAGCAGCACGGUGGGCAGCGACAGCAGCUGAAAACAAACUCUUGCAUUACUGGGGGUGUAAGUUAGAGAUGGUCCGAUACCAUUUAUUCCUCACCGAUGCCGGCACCUGAACUUGCGUGUCGUACCAUACCGAGUACAGAUCCAAUACCAGUGUGUUAUAAAAUACAUAUAUUUUAUAAUGUUUUAAGGUAAAGCUACUUUAUUGUCAUAUACAUGUAGCGAAAUUCAUUGUCUGCAUUUAACCCAUCCCCCAAGGGAGCAGUGGGCAGCCAUUCACAGCGCCCGGGGACCAACUCCAGAUCUGAUCCACUGCCUUACUCGAGGGCACUGGCUGGAGAACCUAGUACAUGUUUUUGAUGGUGGGGGGAAACCGGAGCACCCGGAGGAAACCCACGCAAAGGUUAUACCCAUGACUAGGGCAAGAAAUAACUUGACUGUUCAGCUCUCAAGUCAGUAGUUUAAUGACUGAGACGCUGGCCAAGAGCUCCCCCUACAGGCUGCGCAACAGAAGUCACGUAACUGGCUACUUUCCCUUUUCUUCUUCUUAUUGCAAUCAAACAAAGAACAACAUAAAUACUCAUAA